AUGAAAUUAAGUGGCCAGUCAAUACAAAACCAUCCUGUUGUUGAAAAUUUAAUAGAACUGAGAAUUGUAUUAGAAAAGCUAAAACCUUUAGAACAAAAAUUAAAAUAUCAAAUCGAUAAAUUAAUUAGAGCUACUAUCGUUGAUAACAAUGAUGAUAUCAAGUUGAACAGUAAUAAUAAUAUAAGUGGAAAUAGUUUGACAUUGUCUGAUCCUUUGUCAUUCAAACCGAACCCACGGAAUCUUGUAACUAAAUUUGAUGAAACAAAUAAUGAUGCGGAAGUUGGUCUGAACACUGGAGUUUACAAAGCACCAAAAUUGGCUCCAGUACAUUUUGAAGAAGACAAAGAUGUCAAAUCUAAACGAGAACAAGAAGAAUCAAGAUUAUCAUCAAGAGCAUCAAAAUCUCGUUUAAUAAAAGAUUUAAUAGAUGAAUACGAUGAUCGCCCUGAAGAAUCAAGAGUAAUAGGUUCUACCAACAAUAUUCCAGAUAAUCAAAAUAAUGACGAUAUUGAAUUAGAAGAAAGAUUACGUUAUGAAGAAGAAAACUUUAUUAGAUUAAAUCUUUCUAAAAAAGAUUUAAAGAAAUUAAAGAAAAGCAAAAGAUUUGAAGAUGAAUUUGAGAAUUUGAACGACUUUAGCAGUAUUGCAACUUUACACCAAGAUGUUGAAGCUUCGGAAAAAGAGCGUACCAGUGUUCUUGGUAGACGUAACGCAAGACGCGGUUUAUCUUAUCAAGAUAUGUCUGAUGGUGAUGAUGAGGCUUUAUCUUCUAAACGUGAUGGUAAUAAAAAUGGGCUAUUUAACGGAUUAAUUUCUGAUCCGUCACAAAUUAAAAAACGAAAAAAUAAAUUUAACAUGACAAAGAAGAAUUUAAAAAGACAAAAACGCAAAUGA
Funneliformis geosporum is the source of this 894-nucleotide messenger RNA. The record is from the annotation of a GenBank genome assembly. NCBI's taxonomy places the organism in Eukaryota, Fungi, Glomeromycota, Glomeromycetes, Glomerales, Glomeraceae.